Dichomitus squalens LYAD-421 SS1 is the source of this 885-nucleotide messenger RNA. RefSeq names its product RTA1 like protein. NCBI's taxonomy places the organism in Eukaryota, Fungi, Basidiomycota, Agaricomycetes, Polyporales, Polyporaceae. Gene Ontology annotation, cellular component: membrane. The record is from RefSeq and is a predicted model, not a curated record. Bases 1 to 885 code for a protein of 294 amino acids. The transcript is spliced from 8 exons.
AUGGCUGACGGCACGGACGACUUUCAUUUGAAUCUGUACGGAUAUGUGCCCUCAAAGGCCGCCGGUUACAUUUUCGUAAUCAUAUUCAUCAUCACGACUCUCCUCCACGUUAUUCAAGCCGGCCGGUCGCGCGUAUGGUGGCUGUUUCCGACUGUCUGCAUCGCGGGGGUUGCAGAGAUAGUCGGUUGGGCGGCGCGGUUGAAAUCCGCCUAUGAUCCACUGGUCAGGACUUCGUACAUAAUUCAGGUAUCUAUACUCGUUAUUGCACCCACACCCUUGGUUGCUGCCCUGUUCAUGGGUUUUGCAAGGGUCGUCAGACGUCUCGGAGGCCAGUACAGUCGUUUGCGUUCCACAUGGUACUCGAGGUUCUUCUUGACGGCCGAUAUUUUCUCGCUCCUGAUCCAGGGUGGUGGCGGCGGCAUCGCUGCACAGGGCACCACCGAUCCUCACAAAGCCCGUCUUGGAAGCAACAUCAUUCUGGGCGGUCUCUUUGUACAGAUCAUCUCCAUGACCUUCUUUUCUUUCCUUAUGGGCGAGUACGCAUGGCGCCGUUCGAAAGAUCGCCCAUUCCAUAAAGUCGACUCCAUCGAAGGCCAGUACCAGCGCUCACAGCCCAUGGACCGCAACAUGAAGAUGCUCAUCUUUGGCAUCAUCAUCCCGACCGCCGCCGUGUACAUCCGUUCCGUUUACCGUAUCAUAGAGUUCAUCGACGGCUUCAACGGGUCAAUAGCGCACAACCAGGUCACCUUCAUUAUAUUCGACGCGUGUCUAGUGACGCUGGCUCUGUACACCCUCAACGUGAUGCAUCCUGGUACUCUCCUCAAUGCGACGGCUCAGACGCAAAGCUAUGCCAUGACUGAAGCGAGGACGCCAUCGCAAAAAUGA